UAUCAAGGUAAAAUUUGUGAGCGAAUAUGAGACCCAUUUUCUGCGGCAAUUUUGAGUACGAUACUCGACAAUCGGACUUGGAGCGCUUAUUUUCCAAAUAUGGAAGAAUCGAACGUAUCGACAUGAAAUCUGGAACUUCUAUUGCUAAAGGAAAAUGAGCUACUACCAUCUUCUCUGCAAUAAAAACCUCUAAUGCAAACGGCAACCUAUCUACUUGACAGUUCUACUCACAGAUGGAUUUGUUCUACAUCUCUUUCACUUUCCUCAAUGAAUAGAGUUGACAUCUCACCAGAAUAGUAAUGGUGGAAAUGAGUUCAUCAUGCCAUGCACCACAAUAAUGAUAAGGGAUCAAUGUUUCUGUUCAUCUGCAAUGCCAACCACACUAUUCAUAAGGCGAUCAAUGAGUUCUAUCAUGCCAUGUCUUCCAUUUACUGAACUCUGCUGUGAAAUUCGUCAACCAUGCUUAGCAAUGACUACUCGACUCCCCAUGGAUCUACCCAUAUUUUGCCUUCAUCAUUAUUCAUCUUUCUUUAGUUCAUCAUGCAAGGCCUCUACAUCCUUUCUUUCAUCAGAACCUUCUCAUGUUUGCAGGAUUUGCCUUCGUUUAUUUUGAGGAUGAACGCGAUGCCGAAGAUGCCAUCCGUGGUCUUGACAACUUACCAUUUGGAUAUGACAGGCGCAGAUUGUCAGUUGAAUGGGCCAAGGGUGAACGUGGAAGGCAUCAUGAUGCAAGAGCAACAAGCCAGAGACCGACUAAAACCCUUUUUGUGAUAAAUUUUGACCCAGUCCGUACGAGAGAACGUGAUAUAGAGAGGCACUUUGAACCAUAUGGGAAGGUUCUUAAUGUACGCAUUCGUCGGAAUUUUGCAUUUGUGCAAUUUGAGACCCAGGAAGAUGCCACGAAAGCUUUGGAGUGCACCCACAUGAGUAAGAUACUAGACAGAGUUGUUUCUGUCGAGUAUGCUCUGAGGGAUGAUGAUGAGAGAGGUGGAAGAUAUGAUAGCCCAAGAAGAGAUUAUGGAAGGCGUGGAGAGAGUCCUCCCCGGAGGUCACCCAGUCCUCGGUACCGCCGGAGUCGUAUGAGUCCUGAUUAUGGGCGGGCUAGAAGCCCAGUUUAUGAUAGGUACAACGGCCCUUCAUAUGCAAGGGCCAGGAGUCCUGAAUAUGGCAGAUAUCGAAAAUAAGAUGCGUCCUCUGCGUGCUCUCUGGUUAACUGGUCACCUGUCCACGGAUCAAGAACUUGAUGGAGAGAGUCCGUAUGGAAGUCCAUACUGUACUUUGGUGUGCUAGUCAGUCUAUGAAUGGAGUGUAUUAAUCUUGCAACGAAAAAACUUAUAGGCACCAAUGUUCAAUCUUCUUUGUAAUUGGAAUAGAUUUGGUCGGUUUGUUGACAAGGUACUGGUUAUUUGUAAUUGGCUUGGUGUUUGAGGAGUUUCUCUUGU
Molecule: messenger RNA, 1442 nt
Organism: Sesamum indicum (sesame)
Lineage: Eukaryota; Viridiplantae; Streptophyta; Magnoliopsida; Lamiales; Pedaliaceae
Product: serine/arginine-rich splicing factor RS31
Molecular function (GO): RNA binding
Source: RefSeq, a predicted model, not a curated record